CUGCUAGUCAUCCUUUUUUGUAUCGGCAAGAAAUUGAUCAAGACGAAUUGAAAAGUUAUACAUUUGAAUAAAGCCAAUUUCGGAAAAAAUGUCUGGUGAAAAUGAUUUGAACUCAUCUCUGCUUCAAAGUGCCGUUCGCAAGAGAGAGUACAAACAUUUACUAGAAUUAGGGGGUCAAGCUGCUGAAAAUUUGGAUAAUAAAUCGAUUGCGGACAAUUUGACAACAUUGAAAGAUUUGUUGACCAGAUCGAAUGAAUUGGCUGGACAAGGAUCACUUUCCGAUCGAAUUGGACAAUCCGCUGAGGUUGUGUUGGAUGCACAGGUUUGUAAGCUGGCCAGCGAUCUUAUGGGGACAACUGUACAUAAAAUAGAAAAUGAUGAAUUUUCUGACGAUAACUUCGCAGCUGCGUUGAUUGAAAGUGUUCUGGAUGAACACAACAUUUGCGACUGGUCCAAGUUGGAUGGAAUCACCGCUGGAUUUGCUAAAUCAUUUUCUGCAACGUCUUCAACGUUCGGGAUUUUUGAUUUUGAUGACGUUGCCGGGGCGUCGCAGGCAGCGCAGAAAGAACGUUUUGUACGUCGUAAAGCAGCUAAUCCGACUGCCGAAAAACGACCAACUACUGUGACUGAAGCUGGUGUCAACACAGAAACGGGCAGUUCGAAAGUUGAAAUCGUUUUCAAUACAAUCAAAGAAAUAUACCGAAAGAAUGGCUCAAAACCAAUUCCAUACUUCCAACUGGUCAUCGAUCCUACCAACAUGAUGUACACUUUUGAUAACACAUUUCAAGUGUCCUUUUUGUUUCGUGAUGGCUGCAUUGCAUUUGUGAAGGACCAUGAAGGUGGGCCGGCCAUCAAACCGCUUGAAGAUACAUUAAAACCACCAAAACCAUCCGAAAUGACGUCUUUCACUUCGACAUUAAGCCUUGGCCUCAUACAGAAAUACAUAAAAAAGUAUAACAUUCGUGAAGCGAUGUUAAAAAUCAAUCGCGAUUGACUGACUCCAUGUCAAAAAGUCAUUGGUUACUUUAUAUCAAUGUUGAAUAUAAUACACCUAAGAAUUAUCAUUUUUUCUACAUUUGAUCCGAAAAAUUCAAAAAUAAGAAUAAAACCUUAUAAUUAAUUGAA
This is a messenger RNA of Sitodiplosis mosellana (orange wheat blossom midge), 1125 nucleotides long. RefSeq names its product EP300-interacting inhibitor of differentiation 3-like. Gene Ontology annotation, cellular component: Smc5-Smc6 complex; nucleus. The coding region runs from base 89 to 994 and encodes 301 amino acids. NCBI's taxonomy places the organism in Eukaryota, Metazoa, Arthropoda, Insecta, Diptera, Cecidomyiidae. The record is from RefSeq and is a predicted model, not a curated record. The transcript has 5 exons. Gene Ontology annotation, biological process: DNA repair.